ACAGGAAAUUCAUCAGAACAGACAGAAAUUGACAACAGGGAAGGCGCUGGGGUUUUUAGAUUACGGUCUAUUAAAUUAUAAUCCCUCAGAAUUUCCCUCAAAUUAGGGUUAAUUCAGACCCAAACAGGAAUACAGAAUGGUUGUCGUAGGUACUGGGGCAGGUUUAGCCCAUAAAGUGCUUUUGAUCUCCGGGAAACAGGCUGGCACAGCAGCCGGAGCACAGGGUGGGUUUAACCGGUCCAUCUCUGUGGUGCUGCCGUCGGCUUCUCAGGUUUCAUCGGAUUCAGAUUCAAAUGGAUCCGGACAGCCUCUCCGCAAACGACAGAGGCUCACACACUUGAGCCCGGAAGAGAAAUCACUUAGAAGGAAAUUAAAAAACAGAGUAGCAGCACAGACUGCUAGAGACAGAAAGAAAGCAAAAAUGGGUGAAUUGGAACAACAAGUUAUAGAGCUGGAGAUUGAGAAUGAUAAACUUCUCAUUGAAAAUCAACUUCUACUUGAGAAGGCAGAGGGUCUUCAGGCAGAGAAUGAGGAACUGCGUCAAAGGUUGGGUUUGGAUACCCUGCAAGUAGAAGAGAAAGAGACAAAGCUUCAGUUGGAGCAGCUCCAGCGGAUGCAGUCCUGUGUGGAUGAUGUCAGUUUGGUGAGCGGGUCUUCUGAGUCUGCAGUACUCAGGCUACGUGUGCCUCCGCAGCAGGUGCAGGCCCAGAUGUCAUCAAGCCUGAAGAAGUCCACAUGGGUGCUGACAUUCCUGACUCUUCAGGCCCUGAGUCUGAUCUCUUGUUUAGCCUUCUGGACAUCCUUGACCCAGAAAUGUUUCUCAAGUAUCACAACUCAGAGCCUAAGGAGCUGCCAGGAGUUGGGGGCGCACGAGAUUCAGUAUUUGCCUCCCCAUCUCCGUCUCUGGGGACCCCACCAGUUAAGCUGGAAGCCAUUAAUGAACUGAUCCACUUUGACCACAUCUAUACCAAGCCCCUGGCUGAUGAGGUGGUGUGCGCUGAGCAGGGUGAAGAAAGUGUCACAGUAGUGAAGAUGGAGGAGGUCUUGUCAGUCUGUGUGAAGGAGGAGCCCACUGAUGUGGCUCUGAUCCCU
Molecule: messenger RNA, 1092 nt
Organism: Acipenser ruthenus (sterlet)
Lineage: Eukaryota; Metazoa; Chordata; Actinopteri; Acipenseriformes; Acipenseridae
Product: X-box-binding protein 1-like
Exons: 5
Coding region: 137-946 (269 amino acids)
Cellular component (GO): nucleus
Molecular function (GO): DNA-binding transcription factor activity, RNA polymerase II-specific; RNA polymerase II transcription regulatory region sequence-specific DNA binding
Source: RefSeq, a predicted model, not a curated record